Messenger RNA from Medioppia subpectinata, 1808 nucleotides. Lineage: Eukaryota; Metazoa; Arthropoda; Arachnida; Sarcoptiformes; Oppiidae. The record is from the annotation of a GenBank genome assembly.
GGAAUUAAAUCUAAUUCAUAAGCAAAACUUGUUUAAUGAAAUGCUUAAAAAAUUAAAUCUAAAAUAUUGGUAAAUUUAUAUGAAACGCCUCUGUGUUGUACUGUAGCUAACUCUUAGAUAAGGCUAUAAGUUAUUUGAUUUCAUAUGACUUUUGUAUACAGUUUUAGUAAUCAAAAUAUAGAUGAUAAUUAUGUAACUCUAUUAGACUGUUGGGUAAAAACGAGUAAUAUAUUUAUUUUAUAAACUCUUUCCAACCGUUCAGACAAAAGACGAGCUUUUAAUUUAAAUUGCCGACAAAGAUGGACAUAAACACCGAUGAAUUCAAUCGUGUAAACUAUGCACACAUUCGUGACGCCAAUAAUCUCAUCGACAGAAUCAUUGAUGAAAAUGGAGAGAAGUUUGGGAUCGUAUUGGACAUCGGGUGCGGCAGUGGAAAUGUGACCUCACUUUUGAAUCAAAGGAUAUCAUGCGAUAAAUUGAUAGCAUUGGACAUCGAUAUGCGAAUGAUUAAGUUUGCGAAGACUAACUAUAACGCGUCUAAAAUCAAUUAUGUGGUUCAGGAUAUAAGCGCCGAAUGGGAUCUUUUAGACCCGACUCUUAAACAAUUGGAGGGAAAGGUAUCACUUAUUUUCUCCAAUCGAGUUCUCCAUUGGAUUGAAAACAAGGAAACGGCCGCUAAAAAUCUGUUCAGAUUUCUCGCACCCAAUGGGAAAAUAUACACCAAUAUUACAACUCUUUGGGAUCUGUUUCACGAUUUAUUGCCGGACGAGAAGAGAGAAGCGGAAAAACUCGUCAAAAUUCCUACAGAAAGUGAACAAAUUGAGAACUGGAGGACAGCUUUCACUGAGUCUGGAUUUAAGGGCAUUGAUAUUGAAUUCUCAGCCCUUCGACAGCUCUACCCAAGCGAUCAGUUUAAGAAUAUACUUUUGCCAUAUUAUCCAAAUUUGACCAAAAAGUAUUUGAUAGAGAAGGAUGCGGCCAAACGAAAUGAGAUCAUGUCCUCUGGUCUCAGGGAUUUGGUUAAGAAAUGCAUUUUAAGACAUCACUGCAGAGAACUGCCUCCAGAUUCCGAUGGAAACACAAUGUUUGAAUUGAAUUACGGACAGUGCAGAUGGACGUUAAAUACAAUGAUUCGCGCGGUUCUAGUGUUUAACCACAGAGGAAAACCAAGAAUUAGUAAAUUUUAUGAACACUAUGCUGAAGACGAACAACAGAUGAUAAUUAGAGAGACAUUUCAAUUGGUCUCAAGUCGUGACGAUAGGAUCUGUAACUUUCUUCACGCGGGACUACUGGUCGGCGGAUCGGAUUUUAAGCUCAUUUACAGACAUUACGCGACACUAUAUUUUGUGAUCUGUGCGGAUACGGCUGAGAGCGAACUCGGGAUCCUUGAUUUGAUUCAAAUUUUUGUUGAGGCACUCGAUAAAUGCUUUGAUACCGUAUGUGAAUUAGAUUUAAUAUUCAACACCGAUAAGGUACAUAACAUACUCAAUGAGAUAGUAAUGGGAGGUCUGGUUCUGGAGACUAAUCUACAGGAGAUUUUGCAACGAAUCGAUGAACAAACCAAACUCGAGAAGCAAACGGAGGGCUUGAAAGGGGCGCCCAUUCGAGCCGCCAAUUUAGUCAAAACCAAAGUCAAUCUAACGGGACAUUUACAGGACAUCAAGAACGAGCUGAAAAGGGCUUAUAAAUAAUUUAUUUAUUCUGUAAAUCAUCUCAUUUCAAACGACAAUUGUUCGCAAUAAAUAUAUUUAUAAUAUAAUUAAAAAUCCAGAAAUUAACAAAAAAUAAAAAUAUAAUUAAAAUCACAA